AUGUCCGGGUUGAACGAAAGACGACUAGAAUCACGCAGAAAUCGAAAAGCACUUGCUCGCUAUUCGGUACCUCUCCUUAUCGCAUCUUGGGACCUCGCCAACUGGCUCUACGAUAUCCUCGAAGACAAGUACUAUGGCCCGGAAAGAUGCGAGGCCUAUGGUGAUGGCUGGAACCCGAAAUUUACUUCGUUCUUGUUUGGCCAGUACUUCGCUGGCGUACACAUCAUCCGCGAAAUGACGCAAUAUUUUGCACACAUAAGAGGUGAAAGGGCACACCUUUUGAAGAGACUUCUCUGGAAGAUUCAAGACGAAUUCAUAUCAAUGCAUUAUAUUGGACGCGAAAGUCUAGGAGUUCGUUGGUUUGAAGGCGACCUAUUGAGUAUCCAGGAACACAUGACCAUCGCUACUGAUCUGGAUGGCGAUGGCAAUGAGGCUGAGCUACGCACAAUGGGAUGGGUCGAAUUUCAGAAGCACUACAUGGCAAGAACUGCAGCGAAUAAAGGCGACAAAUCGAAGGAGUUGAAGAAGGUAUUCGGGUGGUACGAGGAGGAAUUGCAAAGCAUCAUCUAUCGCCGUUUCAAAUACUUGUACUCGACUAUAUGGGAGGGCAGCGACAAUCCCCAAGGGUACGAGAAGACGAGGGAUAAAAUAACUAAUGAGAAAGAACUUGAAGUUUUAGAGAAAUACGAGAGGGACAUCCAAAAAGAAAAGCAACGAAACCCGGGAAUCAUCACUGUUAUACCCGAUCAUCGACUUCGCCGUAUCCAACACCUUCUGGUCGACCUCGCGACACUCUUGGACAAAGAAUCCGGCAUGGAGUUCAACCGCCCAGUACGGAGAUGUCACAUGGACGUUGGCGAAGCUGUGUUAUCCCAUGAUACUGUUUUGCUAGCUCACAAAGAUCAGGCUACCGCGCUGGACGAGGGCACGGCUGUACUAGCUUACAAGACUCCUGUACAGCCUCAAGGGACCCGAGAGCCCUUCAGAUAUCGAAUCCUCUGCGAUUGCGCUUCUGCCGAAUGUAAUCCUGGAAAAGAAGACUUCAAGCAUCGCGAUCUGGAAGAUAGAUCGGAGGAAUUCUGA
This is a messenger RNA of Bipolaris oryzae ATCC 44560, 1083 nucleotides long. RefSeq lists its product as uncharacterized. The record is from RefSeq and is a predicted model, not a curated record. Bases 1 to 1083 code for a protein of 360 amino acids. The transcript has 2 exons. NCBI's taxonomy places the organism in Eukaryota, Fungi, Ascomycota, Dothideomycetes, Pleosporales, Pleosporaceae.